AUGUGGGGGUACUUGUGCUUCCUAUGCCGCCCCCCAGGGCCUGAGCCCGGGACCCAGGAAGCCCCAGGAGGUGACCCCGAGGCAGCAAGACCCCAGAGAAAGGGUGCGAGUCCCACAGACGACGGUGCAGCACGCCAGGCUAGGCUCCUGUUAGGAGGGGGUGCCUGUGCCCAGGCAGCGGCUCAGAGGCAGCUGCUCCAUGCAGAACUGAAGCUGGUCCUGCAGAAGAAGGGAGAGAGGAGGCAGGAGCCUGGGGCCCAGGUGACUCCUAGCAGCGCCAUGGAGGUGAGGAGCCGGAGUGCUGAGGAGCUGAGGCGGGCGGAGUUGGUGGAGAUCAUCGUGGAGACGGAGGCGCAGACGGGGGUCAGCGGCAUCAACGUAGCGGGCGGCGGGAAGGAAGGAAUCUACAUUCGCGAGCUGCGCGAGGACUCGCCCGCAGCCCGGAGCCUGAGCCUGCAGGAAGGGGACCAGCUGCUGAGCGCCCGCGUGUUCUUUGAGAACUUCAAGUACGAGGACGCACUCCGCCUGCUGCAAUGCGCCGAGCCGUACAAGGUCUCCUUCUGCUUGAAGCGCACUGUGCCCACCGGGGACCUGGCGCUGCGGCCUGGGACCGUGUCUGGCUACGAGAUCAAGGGCCCACGGGCCAAGGUGGCCAAGCUGAACAUCCAGAGUCUGUCCCCUGUGAAGAAGAAGAAGCUGGUGGUGCCUGGGGCCCUGGGGGUCCCUGCAGAUCUGGCCCCCGUUGACGUCGAAUUCUCCUUCCCCAAGUUCUCCCGUCUGCGCCGGGGCCUCAAGGCCGAGGCUGUGAAGGGUCCGGUCCCAGCUGCUCCCGCCCGCCGGCGCCUCCAGCUGCCUCAGCUGCGCGUCCGCGAAGUGGCCGAAGAGGCCCAGGCAGCUCGGCUGGCUGCCGCCGCUCCUCCCCCCAGAAAAGCCAAAGCGGAGGCCGAGGUGGCGGCGGGGGCCCGCUUCACAGCACCCCAGCUGGAGCUGGUUGGGCCUGGGCUGCCAGGCACAGAGGUGGGGGUCCCCCGGGGCCCGGCCCCUAAGGGACCGGGGAAGGAGGCCGCCGCCGCAGAAGCAGCCACUGGCUUUGGCCUCCACCUGCCAACCUUGGGGCUCGGAGCCCCGGCGGCGCCCGCUGUGGAGCCCGUGGCUGUAGGGAUUCAGGUUCCCCAAGUGGAGCUGCCCGCCUUGCCCUCGCUGCCCAGUCUGCCCACCCUGCCUUGUCUGGAGACCCGGGAAGGGGCCACGGCAGCACUGACGGUGCCCACCCUGGACGUAGCGGUGCCUUCGGUGGGGGUGGACUUGGCUUUGCCGGGCGCGGAGAUGGAGCCCCAAGAGGAGGUGCCUGAGGUGGCCCUGAAGAUGCCCCGCCUCAGUUUCCCCCGCUUUGGGGCCCGAGCAAAGGAAGGAGCUGAGGUCAAGGCCAAGGGCAGCCCUGAGGUCAGGGUGAAGGGGCCCAGACUUCGAAUGCCCACCUUCGGGCUUUCUCUCCUGGAGGCCCGGCCCACGGCCCCUGAAGCCGUGGCUGAGAGCAAGCUGAAGCUGCCCACCAUCAAGAUGCCCUCCUUUGGCCUCGGGGUCUCGGCACCUGAGGUCAAGGGGCCCGCCGCCGUGAAGCUCCCCAAGGCCCCUGAGGUCAAGCUCCCAAAAGUGCCGGAGGCGGCCCUCCCGGAAGUGCAACUCCCAGAGGUGGCGCUUCCCAAAGUGUCGGAGAUGAAGCUGCCGAAGGUGCCCGAGAUGGCCGUGCCCGAGAUGCGACUCCCAGAGGUGGCGCUUCCCAAAGUCUCGGAGAUGAAGCUGCCGGAGAUGGCCGUGCCCGAGAUGCGACUCCCAGAGGUGGCGCUUCCCAAAGUCUCGGAGAUGAAGCUGCCGAAGGUGCCCGAGAUGGCCGUGCCCGAGGUGCGACUCCCAGAGGUGGCACUUCCCAAAGUGUCGGAGAUGAAGCUGCCGAAGAUGGCGGUGCCCGAGAUGCGACUCCCAGAGGUGGCGCUUCCCAAAGUCUCGGAGAUGAGGCUCCCGAAGGUGCCCGAGAUGGCCGUGCCCGAGAUGCGACUCCCAGAGGUGGCACUUCCAAAAGUCUCGGAGAUGAAGCUGCCGAAGGUGCCCGAGAUGGCCGUGCCCGAGAUGCGACUCCCAGAGGUGGCACUUCCCAAAGUCUCGGAGAUGAAGCUGCCGAAGGUGCCCGAGAUGGCGGUGCCCGAGAUGCGACUCCCAGAGGUGCAGCUGCCGAAGGCGCCGGAGAUCCCGCUGCCAGAGAUGCAGGCGCCAAAGGUCCCAGAGGUGCAGCUUCCGAAGGCGCCCGAGGUGAGGCUGCCCAAGGCUCCAGAGGCGCAGCCCAAAGCUGCCAGGGCAGAGAAGGUGGAGGGCGUGGAAUUCAGCUUCAAGAUGCCCAAGAUGACCAUGCCCAGGUUCGGGAGGGCGGGGUCCCCGUCACGAAGCAAGCCAGGCGGGGCAGGGGCUGAGGUCUCAGGGAAGCUGGUGACGCUGCCCUGUCUACAGCCAGAGGUGGACAGCGAGGCUCGUGGGGGCGUCCCCUCCCUCACGCUGCCCUCGGUGGAGCUGGACCUGCCAAGAGCACUCAGCUUGGAGGGGCAGGUCCCGGCGGCUGAAGUGCGCAAGGUGGAGCGAGCAGAAGGCAAGGUGGCACAGGCAGAGGGCAAGGUGGAACGGGCCGAGGGCAAGGUGGCAGCCGGGGUUGGGGAAGUGGCCUUCCGGAUGCCCUCUGUUGAGAUCGUCACUCCACAGCUGCCCACAGUGGAAGUCGAGGAAGGGAGGGUAGAGGUGAUGGAGAUGAAAGUCAAACCCACCUCCAAGUUCUCCCUGUCCAAGUUUGGACUCUCGGGGCCAAAGGCGGCCAAGGCAGAGGCUGAGGGGGCUGGGCAAGCCACCAAGCUGAAGGCAUCCAAGUUCGCCAUCGCGCUCCCCAAGGCUCGGGUGGGCACUGAGGUUGAAGCUAAAGGGGUCGGGGAGGCAGGCCUGCUGCCCGCUCUCGAUCUGUCCAUUCCGCAGCUCAGCCUGGAUGCCCAUCUGCCCACGGGCAAGGUGGAGGUGGCAGGGGCCGAUUUCAAGCUCAAGGGUCCCAGGUUUACCCUGCCCAAGUUUGGGGUCAGAGCCCGGGACACUGAGGCUGGAGAACUAGUGCCAGGGGUGUCUGAGUUGGAGGGCAAGGGCUGGGGUUGGGAUGGGAGGAUGAAGAUGCCCAAACUGAAGAUGCCCUCCUUUGGGCUGGCUCGGGGGAAGGAGGUAGAAAUCCAGGGUGGGCGUGUUAGCCCGGGAGAAAAGGCAGAGUUGAUGGCUGGACAGCUUAAGAUCCCCGAGGUGGAGCUGGUGACUCUGGGGGCCCAGGAGGAAGUGGGGGCGGAGGGGCGGGUGGCCAUCAGCGGGGCACGGCUAUCAGGCCUGCAAGUGUCCACAGCCAGGCAGGCAGGCACCGAGGGCCAGGAGGGGGUGCUGAGGAUGCCCCUGGGCAUCUCCCUGCCUCAGGUGGAGCUGACCGGAUUUGGUGAGGCUGGCCUGGGGGCCACCUCGGGGCAGCAGGCUGAGAGGGCAGCCCCUUCAGCAGAGGGCACAGCAGGCUACAGGGUGCAGGUGCCUCAGGUGACCUUGUCUCUGCCUGAAGCCAAGGGGGAGGGGGGUGAGCUGUUGGUGGGAGAGGGGGUCUUCAAGAUGCCCACUGUGACAGUGCCCCAGCUUGAGCUGGAUGUGGGGCUGAGCCGAGAGGUGCAGGUGGGCGAGGCAGCCACAGAUGAGGGUGGGCUGAGGCUGAAGAUGCCCACCCUGGGGGCCAGAGCUGGGGCUGGGGUCGGGGGGCCUGGAGACCAGCCCCCAGGGGGCGACCGGUCCUUCCACCUUUCCCUGCCCAACCUGGAGCUCUCGCCUCCUGCCAUGGGCAGCCACGCUGAGUACCAGGUGGUAGAAGGUGAGGGAGACGCCGGACACAAGCUCAAGGUUCGGCUGCCCCGGUUUGGCCUGGUGCGGGCCAGGGAGGGGGCUGAGGAGGGCGAGAAGGCCAAGAGCCCGAAACUCAGGCUGCCCCGGGUGGGCUUCAGCCAGAGCGAGGCUGUUGCUGGGGAAGGCUCCCCCAGCCCUGAGGAGGAGGAGGAGGAGGAGGAAGAAGAGGAGGGCAGCCGGGAAGGGGCUUCUGGUCGCCGUGGCCGCCUACGCGUUCGCUUGCCUCGCGUGGGCCUGGCCACUUCUUCCAAGGCCUCGCGGGGGCAGGAGGGCGAGGCAGCCUCCAAGUCUCCUGGCGGGGAGAAGUCCCCCAGGUUCCGGUUCCCCAGGGUCUCCCUAAGCCCCAAGGCCCGGAGUGGGAGCCGGGACCGCGAAGAGGGUGGAUUCCGGGUCCGCCUGCCCAGCGUGGGGUUUUCGGAGACAGGGGCUCCCGGCCCCACCAGGAUGGAGGGGACUCAGACUGCUGUCAUCUGAAGCCCCCCUCCUGCCGCCCCACCCCCCACCCCUUUGUGUGUGAGUUAACCAGCACUAACCCUCGGAGGGCAGGAGCGCGGAGGUGUCCUGCCUGGCUCAUUGGCAAGAGCGUCUAUUUUGCCAAGCCAUGUGAAUAAAUA
Molecule: messenger RNA, 4568 nt
Organism: Eptesicus fuscus (big brown bat)
Lineage: Eukaryota; Metazoa; Chordata; Mammalia; Chiroptera; Vespertilionidae
Gene: PRX
Product: periaxin
Exons: 7
Coding region: 1-4428 (1475 amino acids)
Biological process (GO): regulation of RNA splicing; peripheral nervous system myelin maintenance
Cellular component (GO): cytoplasm; nucleus
Molecular function (GO): protein binding
Source: RefSeq, a predicted model, not a curated record